UUGGACCAAUCUUGUGACUGCUUGCCUCUGCCUGGCUGACUGUGUGGGAGACUGGAGGAAGGAGAAGUGAUGCCUCGCACACUCCGGAGGAGCACAUAGUCAUAGUUUCUCUCUUGUUUUUUUUGUUUGUUUGUUUUUUGUUUUUAGUCUUUUCUAUAAUUUCCAGAAUGCUGAGAAGAGACCGCCUCUUCUUAGCGGCAACCCUGACAGCAAUCUUCUCCGCUGACCUCUACUUCAUCCUCCUGCCCAAGCUGAGGAGUUUGGGGAGAACACACUCUUGUCCAUGCGGUUCCAGCAACCUCAGCCUCCCGAAGCAGGGAGGUCUGGCCACGCCGCUGCUCUCCAACUGGACUUCUGUGCCGCUGCUGGACGGCGCCACACCUGAACCUGCGGAUGGAGGCUCGAAGCUGGGGAAGCUGUUCGCUCACCCUCUGUACAACAUCCAGACUCCGGCGCUGGGACCGGAGGAGAGGCUGCUGCAGGCGGAGCAGCUGAUUGAGUACUACAGGAGGAAGGUGUCGCGCUGGGAAAGACACAUGAAGCUGUACAGUGAGGCAGCGGCUGAAGCCAACAUCACUGUGACUGAGCAUGAGGUGACCUACGACCCCGACGCCAGCUGGCUCAAGUUCCACCUGGGAAUCAACCGCUACGCUCUGUACUCGCGCGAUGACCCGGCUGUCCUCCAGCUCCUCAAGGACAUGCAGAACAUGGCAGUUGUCAGCGCAGAUUACACUCAAGAUGAGAAAGCCCUGAAAGGAGCGUGUGAUUGCACCCAAGUGGUGAAACCCAGCGGGCAUCACUUGAAGCUGGCUCUGAAAAUGAAGAACUUCGCUAAAGCCAUGUUUAAACCGAUGAGGCAGCGGAGGGACGAGGAGACUCCCGAGGACUCCUUCUACUUCGUCGACCUUCAAAGGCACAACGCAGAGAUCGCUGCUUUCCACCUGGACAGGAUCCUGGACUUCCGGAGGGUCCCACCGGUCGCUGGCAGGCUGGUGAACGUCACCGGAGAGGUUCUCCAGGUGACCCACAAUGAAGACCUGCGAGCUGUGUUCUUCACCUCACCAGCCAACAACACGUGCUUCUUUGCCAAGUGCCUGUAUGUGUGUAAGACUGAGUAUGCAGUGUGCGGCAGCCCCGACCUGCUGGAGGGAUCACUGUCGGCCUACCUGCCCGGCCUCAGCAUCGCUCCCCGCAUCUCCAUCCCCAACCCCUGGACACGCUCCUACACCUUUACCGGACGAGAAGAGUGGGAAGUGAAUCCAUUCUACUGCGACACCGUGAAGCAGCUGUACCCCUAUAACUCAGGCAACAGGCUCCUCAACAUCAUAGACAUGUCCAUCUUCGACUUUCUGAUCGGCAACAUGGACAGACAUCACUAUGAGAUUUUUACCAAAUUCGGGGACGAAGGAUUCCUGCUUCACCUGGACAACGCCAGAGGGUUUGGGAAACACUCUCAGGAUGAGAUGUCCAUCCUGGCUCCUCUGUCUCAGUGCUGCAUGAUAAAGCGCUCCACGCUGCUGAGGCUGCAGAUCCUGGCCCGAUCAGAGUUCAGGCUUAGCGACGUGAUGAGGGAGUCUCUGGAGGGAGACCCUUUACGUCCGGUCCUGACCGAGCCCCACCUCUCGGCGCUGGACCGCAGGUUACAGAAGGUCCUCCGAGUGGUCCAGCGCUGCGUCCGGAGGCUGGGCGAGGAUGAAGUGAUCACCAAGGACUUUAUCAAAGCUACAGGGAAACCUCAGACGGCCACAGUGGGGGAAAGAGCCAGGUAACAGAGGAUGAAACGGUCAGGGCUCUGCUUCGUUUGCUGCUUUUGGAGAAGACUUCAUGAUGGAGUGGAGAAGGCUCAGGUUUUAAGGAACAAGCUGUUAUUAGAAAUGCUGUGAAAACAUCAGAGGAGGUCGUCAGAGAGUCAGAAAAUCACUUCAGGUAGCUCAACCGUAGGUCAUAAAUUCACCCCAAGCUGCAUUUUAAGACAGAACCUUCACUUUUCACCAUGUGCACAUAAGUCAGAGGUUCGUAUAUUUUACCUUGGAAGGAACAACUGAAGACCAUUUUCAAUCUGCAAAUUAGCUGGAAGAGAACAAUCUAUACAGUCGUCCUCAAAUCUAUUCAACAGAAAUAUAUAAAAAAC
Molecule: messenger RNA, 2131 nt
Organism: Stegastes partitus (bicolor damselfish)
Lineage: Eukaryota; Metazoa; Chordata; Actinopteri; Pomacentridae
Gene: fam20a
Product: FAM20A golgi associated secretory pathway pseudokinase
Exons: 11
Coding region: 168-1769 (533 amino acids)
Biological process (GO): enamel mineralization
Cellular component (GO): Golgi apparatus
Molecular function (GO): protein serine/threonine kinase activator activity
Source: RefSeq, a predicted model, not a curated record